Messenger RNA from Chelonus insularis, 11381 nucleotides. RefSeq names its product unc80, NALCN channel complex subunit (gene unc80). Gene Ontology annotation, cellular component: axon; cation channel complex. The transcript has 41 exons. NCBI's taxonomy places the organism in Eukaryota, Metazoa, Arthropoda, Insecta, Hymenoptera, Braconidae. Gene Ontology annotation, molecular function: monoatomic cation channel activity. The record is from RefSeq and is a predicted model, not a curated record. Gene Ontology annotation, biological process: monoatomic cation homeostasis. The coding region runs from base 365 to 11140 and encodes 3591 amino acids.
CAUCAUCAGCACUAUUCUGCACCACUUCAGUUCCUAUUCCACCCUCGCACCCUCUACGCGCACCCUCUCACUGUUUCAUGCUUUCCCGAAACACCGGAAAACUGUGCCACUAGGCCGAGUGUAACACGUGAUUCAAGCUUAUAGUCAUUUCUUCCUCUCCAGCUUUUUCUUUCUUUUCAAACUAUCAGUUGAUAAUUCCAGUGGCAAGAUGAAAGCAUAUUGGAGAUGAAAAUUCAUCUUAACGUAUAUCAAAAUGAUCAUUUUUAUAACAAAAUCGAAAAAGUGGAAAAGCAAAAUGUAAAUGUUAAGAGAAAAAAGUUAUUGUUGAAGAUUGGAAUAUCUAUAGUCAGCCAUACGUAGGAGAAUGGAUAGACGUCGAUCGUUCGAUAACAGUCUAACGGAACAGGCACUGCCCAUCCCAGUCCAGCUUUAUCUAUGGCGUCAAUUGCGUCCAUUUACUCGAGCGAAAUUGGGAAAACUUCAUGAAGCAUCAUGUACGUUUUGCCAACAUGCUCCUGGCCAUCAUGAAAUGAAAGAAGCGAGCACUUCCUUCGAAAAAGUAUUGGUUCAAAGUCUUCACAACGAUUUAACACCCUCUUUGUCAGAAAUUUUGGGCAAUGUGCCACGAUGGCGUUUGAUUCAAGCUGCACUUCCUUACGUUCUUCAUGCAACUGCUAAUCUUUUAAACAACAGAAAAGACGUUCAAAAUAUUGGACCAAUGGAAACAACAUUACUUUACAUCCUUCACUGGUUUCUUCUUGAUGCUGCUGAAGAAUGUGCUGAGAGCGAUUCUGAAUUAGGGAUGCCAAACAAUCCUUUUUAUUAUCUUUACUCUAUUUCUACUGUCACCCUCUUCGUUUAUUUGUUUGCUCCACUGUGUAAUCACUUGAAAGACAUCGAUUUCAAGUCCAAUUUACGAUUAGAGAAUGGAGUGAAAGUUUGGGCUCCCUUUAGUGAGUUUAGACAUCCGGAAACACCAUGUUUUACUGCACAUUGUAGACCUAAACCUCGUUCACUUUGGUGGAAAUCUGCGAGAUUAGGAAAACAACCAACUCCUGCUGAUGUCUUUGUGGGAUCUCGAAAGAAAAAUGAAGAUAUUCAAGACACUGACAGUCCGCCAAGCCAAACAGUUAGUAUUCAUUUUUCUGAAACGAACAUUCCAGCCAGUACGAAAGAAGAAGAGAAUAACUGGGCUUCUUCACCAAAAGAUACUGUCUUCCCUGAAACAAUACCUGAAGAAAGCUCAAGUACAGAAGAUGAACAUGUGAUGAUAUUUAGACUGCCAUCUUUAUCUGAAUCGGAGAAAACAAUGGAUGGUGUAAAAGAAGUAUUUACAAUAUUUGCAGGUGAAGCGAGUAUUUUUCACGUUGCAAUGGCACGAUCAGGCUCAUCUUCAAAAUCAACAGUAACGAUAGAACAAGUAACUGCGAUACCAGGUGACAAAAAUGAAGGAAAAACAUCGACGACUUUGAAACUUGGCUACACUGACAAAACUAAGGAGGAAAAAAUAGAAAGUAGUUCUCAGGAGAGUUCGAAAUCAAAAAGUACACCUUCUAAUCAACAAGAGCAUCAGAAUGAACAAAAUCAAUCAGCACCUCGUACGUCUACAGGUGUUUUUGAUAUUCGAGCUGCUACGUUUCUAGAUGUUGCAGUUCUUAGAUGUCUUUUUAUAUCUCAAUGGCAAGAAGAAGGAAUUUUUUGGGCUUUACAAUUUCUAUAUAAUCGACUUCAAAAAAUCAACGAAGAAACUUCAGUUCAACAAAUGCCAAGAAGACGGAGCAAUUCACUUCCUAUCCCCAAAAUUGAGGUAUCAAUUUAUCAAAGUCCGGAAAAUAAGAAGAAAGAAGAUUCGAAGGAUUUAAUGGCAAUACCCGAUGCUCGGGAACCUUCAACAAUGUCAGAUUUGGCGACAAUUGCAGAUCUUCCUUACACGGGAACGAAAAAUCAAGAACCAGAAGUUAGUCAUACGAGAAGAGCAAGUGAAAAGAGUAAGAAAAGGAUGAAAAUGGCUGAUCUUAAGGCAUUUGUCGAAACAAAAUUAUUAUCCAAGUCUGAAAAAGCUUUAGAAAAAAUAGGACAAGAUGAACCAAAGGAAUUAGAAAAAGAACAAGAAUGUCAUCGGAGUCUUGAUACUGGAGAUGAUCAAUUAACUCGACCAACGCCAACAUCAUCACAAACGUUUGAUGCUCGUGAUGUUGAUAGAAUGGCCUAUCCAUCCAAUUUAAUUAAAGGAAAAAGCAUGCCGAGUCUCAGCUGCUUGAUUAACGAGCUGACCGCGGGUGGGUACAUUGGUGAUACACAAGUAGAAAGGAAGCAAAGUAGAUUUUAUAGUCAACCAUGUGCUGCUCCAAAUCCAAUCAUUACUGUUACUGAGCACACGCCUACACCGUCUCCAGAUUAUUUGAAAAGACAGGGUUCAAUAGAUAGUCAGCUCGAUUCCAUUAGUAUUCAUGGAAGUAGAUUAAGUUCAGAAAGGAAACCAAGUCUAACAAGAUCUCAAACAGAUUCAAAUAUUACUUAUUUAGGGGAUGAAAUUCCAGAAGCACCAGGAUCUGCAUACUACAUUACUAAAGAAGGAGAUAUUGAUUAUCAAGUUGUUUUAAAAGGUAUUCAUUCUAUCUCACUGAGAGAUGCUACACAUUGUACUCUUCGAGUUUGUGAAAAUAUUCUCAAUCUGGUAGAACUGCUAAUGGAUAUGGGGGUGUUGAAACCAUCAGUUCAAGAUGAAGGAAGUAACGCUGGAUCUGCAACAGAUGUGAACGAAAAACCAGAUAAUAAUAGAAAACACGAUUCUCCAAUAAAUAAUCAAGAUCCUCGCAAUGACUUAGAAGGCCGGAACUGGAGUUCUCUUGCACUGAUGGCAAAUUGUAUUUUUCGAGUUUUCAAGCAUCUCGGUUGUCCCAAUGGUUGUGCUGAUGGAAUUCGUGGACCUCAAGCUGAUUUUUGUCGCACUCAAGCUUCGACAAUUCUCAGUAAACUUUAUCGAACAGAUUCUCAACAAUUCUCAAAGACUCUUCGAGCAAUGAUUCGUAAUCAACCAAUUGCUGAUAUAUUGGAGCUUUUCCACUCCUAUGUUGGAUUUUGUGUAGAACCAACUUCAUUGUUAUCACCAUUAAAUCAAAAAAGAAGUGCGAGUAAAUCACCAGAUACUACUAAUCAAGGUGGAUACGCAACGAAUUUUGGAGUUGGUGGAAUUGGAACUUUGAAUUCAUUCUCUAAUACAGCAUCAGUAGCAGCAACGGCGUCUGCAUUAGCAUCAGCCACCGCAGCAUCAGCAGCUGCAUCCUAUGGUGGAAUUAAUUAUGGAUCUCGUGACAUCGAAAGUCAAAUUCUAAGUUGUACCUUUAAAACUCUAGUUACGAAGUUUGUUAAAUGCUCAAAGGAUUUUAAAACACAAGAGAAUAUAGCAGUUUAUUGUGAUAUAAAACAGUUUAUUACUUAUGUUAAGGAAACACAUGGUGGUGUUUUUAGACGUGUUGCUCUCAGCGGUAUUUUAGAUUCUUCAGAUAGACCUAAUAAAAGAUGUAAUAGUAAUAUCAGAACUACUAGAGUUAUUCGACAUGUUCAUCAUUCAGAGUUGGAUGAAAAUGCUGAAUUAGGUGGAGAUACUUGUUAUGCAGUUGAUGAUAGAGGAACAAGAAAAUUCUUAUUUAAAAAAAGAAGUACUUCGUCAACAUGUGCAAGUCUGUUAGAGACUGAGUUGAGCGAAGAAAACCCUAAGGUCAGCCAAAGCCCUCUUGGAAAUUUGAGAAAGAAGCAUCACAUGUUAACUCCAAGACAAAGUGAAAAAAAUUUGAGCAUUGGAGAUACUUAUGUAGGAGGAAAAUCGAGAAAGUCGACUCGAUUUCAAAUAGGCGGAAUAGUUAAUUGGUUUAGAAAAGAAUAUGGUAGAACAGAUUCAACUGACAGUCAUGAGAGUAGCGAAUCCCCUACGGAUGGAACUAUUGUUCGACAAGCAAGCUUUCAUCGGGGACAUUAUCGAGUUUCCCGCCCCGGACGCAGUGUUAGUCAAACAUUUCAAAGAGCAAAAAGACGGAUGGAGGAUCAAUUGAAUAAAAUAGGGUUUGGAAAGGGAAAGAAAAAAGAAAACCUUGAAGAGACUCCUCGAAGUCAUUUUAGCCGAAAAAAUUCAAUGGAUUUCGGAGAAGCUUCAAGAGAGUCUGAACUUGUUGUUUUGAAAGAAAGGAGGCUUGUUCCACAUACCGCAAUCUUUGAUGGUAUGCAAAGAUUUUCAUUUCUUCUGGAAACUUGCCAGCCAGGCUCUGUACCUGAUCAUCAUUUAAUGGCAGCUAUUUUAGAUUUGCCUUAUGCACCUGUCGUUGCUCGAGCUUGUAUUAUCCUCGAAUGUGCUCAUUUGGUCCAUCAGUGUAAUAAAGGGCACUGGCCAACUUGGAUGAAAAUAAAUUUACCAAUAUUUCGACCUUCUAUUCCUUUAAGUGGAAGAAAUCACCCGAUUGGACUUAGACGAACUCAUGUUCUGCAACGUGCGGCGGGAAAACUUUUUUAUCAAUGGGCAGAAGCUAUUAGCUCGAGAUUGGAAGAAUUUCUUAAUGAAGACAAGCAAAAUAUAGAUAAUAUUAUUGCUAUGGUAGGAGAUGAAAACAAGCAACGAGAAUUGUUAAUUGAAGAUGAAGAAGAAGACUUUCUUGAUGAAGCAAGCAUCAACAGCUAUGGAUCCCAAUGUCCAAUUGCUCUGCGGAUGGUAGCAUGUAUACUAUUGUUGGAGAUCACAGCAUUUCUUCGUGAGACUUAUCAAACUCUUCCUAAGUCAAGUCGACUAUCUACAAAGGAACGUCCACCACCUUGGGAACGAAUGUACAGCCGAGAAGCGAAUCGACGAUGGAGCAUGGCGCUAUCUUCAAUGGGUCACUCCCAAACAUCUGCUCAGAGUCUACAAUCGAUCGCAGGCGAUCGUGAGACUGGUGAGUUGAGGGAGGUAAUCGAAAGAGGCUCGUGGAGCUGCGCUAAUCCUAUCACCACUCAUCAACCAUCUGACUCAAUCGCCCUCGACUUUCGAUCAGAACGAAAAAUCAGCUUUGUGCUUCACGAGCCUGACAACGAAUCUGAGGGGAGCAGUAAAUCGACUGUGACGAUCCAAACCGAAGAUAUAGCCGCUGUUGAGAGGGAAAAAAAUAAAAGGGUCCAAGCACCAUCAGGCAGACCAUUUUUGCUACGUAGGGGAACUACUGGAAAUGCUACUGGAUCAUUUAAACGACGAAGUCUUAAACUUCGUCGUGGUACCAAAGAAGGAAAAGACACGGAAUGCGAGGCUUUUGUUCGAUCAAUAGAUGCUGUUAGACGUGCUGAUUCUAUCCAAUCUAAGAGAAAAGUCAGCUCUCUGUCGGAUCGGAGUGACACUUCAGAACCUGGAUAUGGUGGAGAAGUUAGUGGAGAAGAAUCUCCAGGCAUCUUGAGCGAUGAUCAACCACCAGAGAGUCCAAGUGAUUCUAACGAUACUGAUGAUACUACAAAGAAUUUUCCGUGGAUGAAAGUUUUAGUUCAAUUUGCAAGCUCUUCAAAUUUUUUUUGCUCUCAUCAAAAUUUCUGUCAUCCCUAUUGUCAUAGAAGGCAAAUAAGAGCAUGUGGAAGACUAAUUAAAUCAGUACGUAAAGUCUAUGGAGAAAAAUUUGGUGUAAUUAAUGGAACAGCCACUUUCGACUUUGAUAGAAAAGAGGAUGGAAAGAAAGAUAAACGUAGUCGAAAAGUGUCUGAUCAAACUAGUGCACAAGUCUCUCCAGUUAGAAGAAAAGACAGUGUAGGAAAAAAAUUUAAAAUUGAUAAAAGUCUUGAUGGUGGUUCUCAAUCCGGAAGAUUAACAGGAAUAAAUCGUGAUUCUUCUAAAGAUCUUGCUGAUCAAGACUCGGAACGUACUGGACCUUCGAUAAAAAAAUUUGGAGAAGAUGACGAAGAACAUGACAAAGAGCCACCACCGAUUUUAAAUUAUAUUAAAAUGCAAGUUAAAAAUGCUUUUCAUGCUCCAAUAGCGACUUUAGUAAAAGGAGCAGUGGUGAUGUCAGAAGACUUAUUCAUAGAUGUUCUUCCAAUUGCUUGGGAGUUACUACUAGAAUCAAACCAAGAAGUAGCAGCAUCUGCAGCAUCUUUAUUCAUUAUUGCUGCAGUGCGAGCACCAAAUCAAGCUAGCGAGUUAAUGCAUCAAGGUCUCCAGCAUUCAAACCCAUCUCAUCGAAUAAAUGCAAUUUUGAAAUUCCAAGUUUUAUGGAAAUUAAGGUAUCAAGUAUGGCCGAGGAUGGAAGAGCCUGCUCACUUAACAUUUAAAGUACCACCACCUGGAAUUGAGUUUACUUUACCUUCUCCUAAAAUUGGAAUUGAAUCCCUCCCGGUAGUAGAUCCUCCAUGGAUGCCACAGGUAAAAACGAAGGUUGAAGAAGUGACGAUUAAUCAAGAGCGUCAUAGAUCAUUAGUGACUGCUACAAAGACUCGGAAAAAACAACAAACAGAGUUAAUAAAACAAGCAUUGCAAGCUCAAGAUGAUAAAAAACGAGAAGAACGGGAAAAUUUUUUAAUAACGACUAUUCCCAUCACAGUGCAAGCAGCUUAUGAACCAAGUCCAGUUGGAGAUGACCAUGAUGAAGGAAAUGUCGAUGAUGAUGGUGGAGAAACUGCACCACGUAGCUCCUCACAUCAUGGACAAUCAGCUCCAUCUUUAUUUCCAUCAUCUUUAUGCUCGGCAAUCAUUCAAAUUAUUAAUUUACUCGAUGAUGCAGCUGUUUCUGAUGAUGGCAAUUCUGUUUAUGAAGUAGCUUAUCAAGUAAUCUGGAGCUGUCUCGUUGAAGAUAGUGCUCUAUUUCUACGUUAUGUCUUGGAACGAUUGACAAGAGAAAAACAAGAGCUAAUGUUUAAAAUCUUACGUCAUCUCAUUCGAUUUGUACCAAGGCUUCCACAACAAGCAGCUUUUGCUCUUUACAACUAUAUUAUUGGUUACGUAAUGUUCUAUGUCCGAUCACCUCAUGAAGAAGGACAAAAAUUAAUUGGAACAGCUUUGUCAAUACUUUGGAUGGUUGUUCAUAGUGUUCAUGGUAUAAUGUUUAAAGACUUAAAACAAAUUUUAAGAAAAGAACAAUGUGAUGCUUCGAUUCUUUUAACUGCUAAUGUUCCGUCUGCGAAGAAAAUAAUAGUUCAUGGUCCUCAAGAUCCUGACGCUGGUGGAAUUCCUUCGCAGUUUCCUGUUCAGGAAGACACUCAGUUCUGUCAGAUUCUCAGGGAGUCCUUGGAUUUCUUCGGGAUCGAGGAACAGAAGCAUAAAGAGUACUUUCUUGUUGACUAUAAAACACAUCAAAUUCAUAAUCCCUCUUCAUACGUACGAGACUAUUAUUUUUUCAAACGUUCUCAAUAUCCACAACUCGAACUAGUCCAUAUGAAACCAGAGGAUGCAUUUAAUGCUCUCCAAAGACAAGAGCUCGUACAUAAAUUUGUAGAAAUAGGAAAAGUCUUACUGACAUGGGCUAUUUUAAAAAAUGUGGAUAUGGUAGUUCAACGAGUAGUUUUUCUACACGAAGAAUUGAUGAAGCUUCCAGCCUUCCCAAGAAAAGCCCUCGAAGCCGACCUAGAUCUUUAUAAAGGUGGAGAAAUUGGAAGGGAAUUGCUUGGAUUAGAUGUAAUGCAUAAAUUUAUGUGGGUACGCUUAAUUGCUAGAAUGUUUGAAGCAAUGGCAGGAAACUUUGCUUAUUCUGGUGACAUUCAUCUUUUCCUCAAUGUCUUAAAUGGAGCUUUAAUUUUACAUAGUGAAGAUUCGUGUAUUCUUCGCUAUGUUGUUGCAACUUACAUAAAUGCAGCACAUAACUUCAAGAAUAUCUUUUCUACUAAUGGUUAUCUUUUGAUCAUGCCUUCAUUACUUCAACUUUAUGCUACUCAUCAAACGAAUAAACUUGUUACCACUACUGUGGAGUAUGCAGUAAAACAAUUUUAUUUGAUGAACCGAAAACCAUUUAUUCUCCAAAUGUUUGGAAGUGUUUCAACAAUUUUAGAUACUGAUGAAAUGAGUACUCAUGGGGAAGCUCAUAAGGUACCUUCAGUGUGUUUAUUCAAUUUACUAAUGAGUUUGGAAACACCUUCACCAGAUCCAUUGAACAUUGGGGAAUUGGUAAAAGAAGAAAAGCCUCUAAAAGCUAUUGAUUUCUGUUAUCACGAUGAAACUGAAAUGGUGUCAGUAUUGGAUUGUAUUGCCCUGAGUGUAAUGGUGAUUGCUUAUGCUGCAGAUUCUAUUCGUGGUCAACAGAUGUUGAUUAUCUUAGAAGCUAUUCUUCCUUGUUAUGUCCAGCAAAUACAAUUGCCAACCUACAAUAAAGAGGGGAAAACAGAAAAAGAAAUUAUUAAUCAGUUAGCUAUAGCUGUAAAAACUCUUGUGAAUAAUUCAGAAGCAUUAACAAAGUAUUACAAUGGACCACAGAAGUCUAGUCCGGAGCACAAAGGAUCAAGCCAAAGGAAUUAUGGAAAAGGUCCUUACUCUCCUGGCUUUGACUUUGAAGAUGAAACUCACACGACAAAGUAUAUGGAACAUUCUAAAGUACGGAAUUUAUAUGAUAGAGAUAAUGAUGAUGCUGAAAGCUCCCAUAAAAAUGAAUUUCGGCGACCGAGAGAUACUCUUUUGAAUAUUGUGGGAGAUUUUGUGGCUCAGUGUUCUGUAAGGCUAGCUGAGUUGAAUAAAAAGUCUCAAGAUGGGAAAGUUAUUGAAUUGUUAGAUUCAAAGUGUCAUGUGCGCCUUGCUGAUAUCGCAAACAGCCUGCUAAAAAUGGCUCCAUAUGAUGCAGAAACAAUGGGUUGUCGAGGACUUAGAAGGUAUAUGAAUGACGUCUUACCAUCAACUGAGUGGUCUAAUGAUGAUAUGAGGCCAGCUUUAACUGUAAUACUCCGGCGUUUGGACAAAACAUUUAGUAAAAUUUAUAAAAAAGCAUCAGUUCGACGAAAUACUGAUUGGGAAGCUGCAAGUGAUCUAUUAAAAGGAAUUUAUGAAACUCUCUCUAGAUAUCCCUACAUAGCACACUUCCAGUAUUUAAAAACCCUAUUAAGCACAUGCCAAGCAUUAAUUGUCGGCGAUACAGGUCAAGUAGAAGUUACUUCCGGUGCUUCAGCAGCUCUAAUGAGUAAAAUACCACCGCAGCAUUUUUGUUCUACAGUUCUCCGUCUUAUUGCACUUCAUGUCAUCUCAUUGGGAGAAGGGUACUCUUUGGAGAAUGUUUGUGGUGGCCAGGCUAUGUUUGCAUCUCAAAUACGAACAGAGAAUAUGUUGUUGAAUUUACUCAUUCCGCUAUUCCUUCGUGUGGGUACCGGAAGAAAAGAUGUACCAAGAUUAAGACAGACUGAUAUUAGCUUUGCUCUUGUGGCUGUUUUAAAUACACUUUGGCCUACUAGUACUAAAAUUACUCCUAUGACUGUUCAAAAUCUGAAAGCUACAACUGACAUGCGAACAGGAAGUUUGACAUUCACCGCAAGAGACCCGAAAAUUUCAACUAAAUUGUCCAUGUCUUUGUAUCAAGUUGCGUUUCUUGCACUUAAAAUCAUGACUAUCUGCUUUGAAACUGAACUUAAAGUAGAGUGGCCCAAAAUUUUAAGGACAAUGCGACAACUUAAUAAAAGAAAUGAAGCUUCUAUACACUUAUGGAAUUUUUUAGAAUUUGUUGUAACACAUCGAACAGCUCUUUAUAUCCAAAUGUUGCCAUUUAUUGUACACAAAAUCGGUCAACCACCAAUUUCAGAACAUGAAAGAAAUAUGCAGAGUAUAAUUAGAGCUAAAAUCAAUGGAGAUAUCCUUGCAUUUCCUAAAUCUCGAGGAACUUUACUUGGAGAUCUUAUUCAUGAGCUACGUGAUCUUAAAGAAGAAAUUGAAGACCGUAAAUUUGAUGAAUUGCAACCGGAACCAAAAAGAAGUGUAGUAGAUAUGCAUCCAAGUGCUCCAAACAAUGAUAAUCAACCCCGAACCCAAAGACCUUCAUUAUUGAAUGAUUUAUGGAGUGGAGAGCUUGGGUCUAGAGUCCAUAUUAGCCGAACACCAGCCGAAACGCCAGGAUCUCACUCAACAGUACUUCAUUCACUUCCUCAGGCAGUUCAACAGUCAAUUAAUGCAAGUAACAUUAAGCCUUCGGUGCUUGUUCAAGGAUCUGCCCAAAUCAAUGGAGCGAGUAUUUCUAGAGGUGUUAGACGAUCAAUUGAUGGUAUUAUUCCAUUGUCAAGUUCAUAUCAAAAAACAACCGUAUUAGGAUCUGCAUCGACUGCAGCAAGCAGUGGUUCAUCAACUCUUAAAGGAAGUUUAGAUCACGAUAUUGAACCUGAAGAUAUACAACGAGCUGAUCAGCAAGCAGUUACGGCAGAUAAAUUCCAAUCUACUACUAGUGAUGAACGUAACGAUCUUAAGCCUCAUCCUCCAUUAACACGUCAAAAGACGCCUAAACUACGCUUUGUCUCUUCUGUAGAGUUUAGGCACGCGUCAGGAGAAACUGUAACGAGUCAACUGAGCCCGAGCAGUCCGAUCGACGACAGCUCAGGAGAUUCCCGUCAAGACAGACCUCGUUUGCAGCGUUCGAUGGGCCAAAGCAAGAAGACAUUUCGUCUUCGGAAAAGUCGCAGAACUCAUAUGGAGGUUUCUCAUCAUAGAUCAGAUUAUCCACAAGACUCUUUGUUAGUGCCAUCAUCUCUAACACCUCCAGCAACCACAUCAGAUACCAACUUCAACAUUCCUUCAGAAUCAUCAUCAGUACGAUCACGAAGAAGUUUCUCAGUUCGUGUUGGUGAAUCAGACCGGAUAGCAAAUGUAAAUUUAAGCCCAGCAGAUUAUCAAUAUCACCAUCCACAUCAUCACCAUCUGCUUCAUCCACAGUCAGAUGUUUCUUGGGAUGAAGAUACAUCGAGUACAUCGGGAUACCGCGAAUCUUACAGCAUGCAGCUGGUGUCCAUGGAUGGACAUAAAUCCAACCAUCCACCAUUAGCUUCUCCGGAUUUGAAUGACAUUCCAUCAACAAGUAGUACAGCCACGAAUUAUAUAGGAUUCGAUGGAAGUUCUCCAGAUUGUUCUUUAAAUAGUAGUGGUGGAGAAAAAACAGCUCUACUUAACUCGAGUCAAAGAACAGCAUCUCAACAUUCUCUUUUGAUGGUCUUCCAGCCGCAAGAUGAGGAUACAUUAAUAUAACAAACGGCGUUGUUGAUAUUUCCAGUUUUUAUUGAUAGCAGUGAACAAUUCCACAGCUGCAUAAUAGACUGGAGAGACUUUGGAUAUUUAUAUAACAGUGUUUCCUAGGUAGUUGGAAAAACUUACGCACAUUAUAGCCGUAGAUCGCACCAAAAUCGAUCGAGGCCUAAACAUUUGUACGAUGUAAUUGUGUAAAGGAUACUAAUUUUAGAUAAAGAGAAUAUUAAAUUUACUUUGUAAA